CAAGAACCAGACGCAGGCUAUUAGAUGGUGUGGUGUUUUGGAGAAGUGAUCAAUUAUCGUUCAUCGUGUGCAUCACAGUAUUAACCCUUCAGCCUUGUAGUUUUCAGUCGGGUCAAGUAUAUCGAUGGUUCCUCUGCUUUUUUCAACAUUUUCUGAGCAAACUUAUAGUUACAGAAACGAAAGCAAUAUAUAGCAAAAUGUCGUCCGUUGCGAGCUCGAGCACACCUAUCCCAGCUUCCGAGGUCCUUGUGACGCUUGGGGGAUACGACGGGCAGGUGAGUGGGUAUGACGUGGAGCAACAAAAAUUCGUCUUUGGUUACACCACGCACUUGGGCUCGGUCCGGGAUAUGCACGCGUACGGAAAAAUCCUCGUAAGCGCCUCGUCCGACGAUACCUGCAAGGUGUUCGACUUGCAGCUGAAAAAGGACAUUGGGACCCUGCUUGCGCAUGAAGGCUCCGUGAAUAAGGUGCUGGUUUUAAAAUCCCACAUCAUCACCGGCGGAGAGGACGGAAAAAUCUGCUUCUGGAGGCGGGGCGACCUGGAAUUGUUGCUCAAAGUCCAAACCAAGGGCGUGGUCAGCUUGGCUUGCGAUCGCGAAGAGAAGAUUCUGGUCUCCGCGCACUCGGAUAACAAGGUGCGCAUGUGGGACAUGAAGGACGGCAAACCGGUACUAAAAACAUUCUUUUCUGUGAAUCAACGUAGGAACUGCAUCUGCAGAUCUCCCAGAAGUGAAAGCAAGUGUAUUUCUCUCUAUGAAUUUAGCAACCGUGAAGAUGAUCCCUCCUUCAUAUCGGAACUUUUCCAAACCGUAUUAACUUGACAAACUGCCAAAAAUAACAGGUGUGGCACUUGGGGCUCGAUCUUCCAUUGACGGACGUGUGCUUUGACAAGGAGCACCUGGCGCUUUUACCCCGGGACGGCCGCAACGUCCAGAUUGUCCACGCGCCCACAUCGGCGGUGGACUCCAUCACCACCGAUGCCUUUGAAAAGCGAGUCACGGCAAUUUGCUUCAACAAGGAUGGUUUGCUGCUGGGAGACGCCGAGGGCGCGGUGCGCUUGGUGCGUUUGGGGGAGGACAAUAAAGUUGUUCCAGGUGGCACGACAGCGAAUGCUGAGGAAGCAGAUAAAGAGACGACCGCAAAUCUCGAGGACAGCGACUUGGACGAAGAGGAAGACCUUGAAGAGGAGCUGGUGGAAGAAUCUGAAGACAUGCUUGACGACGAGUUUCCUUCAGCAAACACGACUACAGCUGCAAAUAACGCGAGCACCUCUGCCGGUUCUACUUCUGUAAGUUCCAAGGGAAGCAAAGAAAAAAAUCAGCAACUCCGCCCCGCAUCCGGUAGCCGUGUGCGCUUCCUCUCCGCGCUGGGGGAUCUAGUCGCUGUUGCGCUGGCCAGCGGCGAAGUGGAAAUUUACAACACGGCCGAUGGCGAUUUUGUGAAACUGACCUCGUUCGAAGUUCCCUUCCGCUGCACGUCAAUGGCGCUGAGCUUUGUCGAUAACGAACAAUUGAAGAGCCAAGUGCAACAAGCCGGAAGAAAAGACGACAGUGCGCUUCUUGCCGCGGAGCAGUCGGAUUCUUCUGAAGAUGCGGAUGAGCAAAGCGAGGGAGCGGCAGGCAACAAGAAGCGAGUGACAUUUGACGAUGCCAGCGACGAGGAUGAUGAUGACGACUCUGAGAACGCAGGAGGUGACGAGGGAAAGACGCAAGCAACGCAGAAAAAUACUGCUGCCCCAGCAACAGCAACCACGAAACCGAAAAAGAAACGAGGGCGGCGCGCGGGGCAAGCUGCGAAGGAAAGGGAACUGCAGGAAAUCGAGCAGCUGGCACUGAAGAACAUCAACAAGGAAAGACAAAAGGCAAAGCAUUUGAAAACAAGCAAGAAGGCGAUGGACAAACUUUCACAGAAAAAAGUUGAGCACGAAAGACUCAUCAAGAAGCAGGUGCAGCAAGCCGACAAGAAGCGACUUUUGGAACACAAGCAGAAGGAGCAGGAGAAGGCGAAGAAAAAGAAGGACGCCAAGGACGCGAGAAAAAAGGAAAGGGAAAAGAAAAAGGAGCAGCAGCAAGAGAAGGAAAAUCGGGCGAAGCUAGAGCAAAAGAGAAAUGGCGACAGUGGCGCACCAGCUGGACCAAAGAAGAGCAAGGGCGGGAAAAAAGGCGGCGUGAAAAAAACGAUGAAAAAAGGCAAGAAGCCGGGACGCUGAUACUGCAUUCAAUAGAGACGACUGCAAAUGAAGUAUAAGUAGUUCCAUACUCUUCACGAGAAACGAUUGGGUUUUCUGUUUGCGCAAAGAACG
Molecule: messenger RNA, 2302 nt
Organism: Amoebophrya sp. A120
Lineage: Eukaryota; Dinophyceae; Syndiniales; Amoebophryaceae
Source: the annotation of a GenBank genome assembly